Molecule: messenger RNA, 1365 nt
Organism: Dicentrarchus labrax (European seabass)
Lineage: Eukaryota; Metazoa; Chordata; Actinopteri; Moronidae
Gene: ap1s3a
Product: adaptor related protein complex 1 subunit sigma 3a
Exons: 5
Coding region: 156-707 (183 amino acids)
Biological process (GO): vesicle-mediated transport; intracellular protein transport
Cellular component (GO): AP-1 adaptor complex; membrane coat; intracellular membrane-bounded organelle
Molecular function (GO): clathrin-cargo adaptor activity
Source: RefSeq, a predicted model, not a curated record
UCCGACUGGAGAAGGUGAGAGCGCUGAGAUUUCUGGGAAGAUUAACAAUGUCGCCGCAUCUGAAAACGCUCAAGACACAGUAGGAUAGGACUCUAGGAUUCUGGGAGAGGGUUUAUCACAAGCCCGAAGGACUUCUGUCGGACUGCUCUGACAAAAUGCUGUGCUUGACACUGCAAGACAACAAUUCUGAAAACACUUUUCAGAAGUGUUUUCUGCUCUCGUUCCCCACUUUCUGCCUCCUCCAGAUGCGCUUCCUGUUGCUGUUCAGCCGGCAGGGGAAACUGCGGCUGCAGAAAUGGUUCACACCAAUUACGGACCGGGAGAAGAAGAAGGUGAUCCGGGACAUGAUGAUGUUAGUGUUGGCCCGUACACCACGUUCCUGCAACUUCCUCCAAUGGAGAGACCUCAAGAUCGUUUACAAGAGGUAUGCCAGUUUGUAUUUCUGCACUGGUCUGGACGACCGCGACAAUGAGCUGCUGAGCCUCGAAGUGCUGCACAGAUAUGUCGAGUUGUUGGAUAAAUACUUUGGCAACGUCUGUGAGCUGGACAUCAUUUUCAACUUUGAGAAGGCUUACUUCAUCCUGGACGAAUUUCUGAUGGGAGGGGAAAUUCAAGAAACGUCCAAAGUAGCUGUGGGAGUGUCUAUAGAGGAGGCUGACACUCUCCAAGAGACGAUGGAGGAAUACAUGAGCAAACCCGCCUACUGAGCCGAGAGAAGACGAGGGUGUUUCACAUUUCAAGACUUGAAGCAAAAGGUUUAUUAGUCCGCAACAUUUUUAUUGAGUGACUGUAAAUGACUCACCGGUCCUACAGUCCUGGUGAUUUUUCUUUUUCAUCUUAAGUUUUAUUAAUUGUAAUUAUGUUUGAGUCUGUAAGUGCCUUUAACGCCUCAUAUUUAUUAAUCUCAGGGUUUUAUGACAGGAGAUGUGACUGAAGAGAGUCUUUUUCCCAGUUUAUCGAAACCAUUUUUGUUCAUAUUUGAAUAUGUUUUUGUAAUCUCAGUAGUAAUACAUGUGAGGCAAGACAAAUUUAAACUGAUACACUGUGUGAUGGUGAGUAAAUGAAGAAACACUACACGUAAGGAAAAAAUAAAGUCAAUGCUUUAUUAACCUCAGGUAUGUCACAUAUGACCACAUUUAAGAAAGAGUUACCAAAAAAACACAAGUGAAUCUAGGGGGGUCCAACACUGAUUCUGGCUGUGUGUGUGUCUGUGUGUUGAAAUGCAAGGCUGGUGAGUCACAUGUACUGGUUGUUAAGUGUUGAGCAUCAAACUCAUGUUUUAAAAAAAAAGCAUCAAAUGAAUGUCUGAACACUCAUAUGUCUGCUAAUAAAUAUGAACUUUUGUAAACCUACAGAAUAACUAAA